AUGAGCGACAAACGAAGCUUCGUCGGCGUGUGCAGCGCGACGAGUGGGUGCGUGCUCCAUGCCAACCACGCCGGCGAGUGCCGUGUCGCAGAGAUGUCCGAGGAGGAGUACGAGGUCGAGGCGUUGCUCAAGGAGCGGCGCGUGGGCAAGCGGAGCCAGUUCCUGGUCAAGUGGCAAGACUGGCCAGAGGAGGACAACACUUGGGAGUGGGAGUCGUCGCUCUCCAACUGCAAGCAGAAGGUGCGUGAGUACCGGGCAUCGGCCGCCGCGGCAAAGCCCCCGCCAGAGGCGCCGCCGAAGAAGAAGCGCCAUGCAGGAGCCGUGCCGGCAAAGGCAAAAGCGGACGCCAAGCGGCCGAAGCGCAGGGACACGCCCGCGAUCGAGGCGGCGCCCGAGCCGGCGUCAAAGGCGUCAGCGCCACAGAGCAGAGGUGGCAGGGCGACGCCCGAGCCCGCGGCCGCCCAGGCGGCGAGCACGGCAUCGUCUGCGGCGACAUCCGCCGCCGAGCUGACCACUCCAGAGGCUGUGGACGGGUCGCCGAGCUCCGAGCAGGCGGAGCAGGGAGAGAGAGCUUCCGAGACGGAGGAGGAGGAAGCGGGCGCUGCAACUUACGUCCCUUCCACCUUCGGCAUGUCUGGUCUCGCGAGCAGGCUUCUCGACGCGGCGCUCGAGGAUGGGGACAUGCGCGGCCCGCUGAGCGGCAUGUUCCCCGUUCAUCUCCCUGUCCCUUCUUUUGCCGACGCCCUCGCGCCGCUGAGCGACAAGCUUCCAAAGGUCGAGCCGAGCAAGGGCCAACUCGCAAAAAUGGCGUGGAAGAAGGCCGGCAGCAUCCAGGCGCAGUUUCCGUUUCUGACGCGCGACGAGUGCGCGGCGAUCGUUCUGUACACGAUGGAGGACAUGCCGCGCGAGCGGUCUCCCUACUACGUCAUGAAUGCCGCGCUGCGGGAGCAGAACCGGCAGGCGGUGAGGCCGUGGCGAGACUUUGUGUGGCUGCUGCUGCACGCGCUGCGCAAGCUGCCGCCGAGCAAGGCGCGAAUGGUCUACCGUGGCAUGGCCGGGUCAGAGCUUGCCGCGGGAGCCGAGCUCCAGUGGUCGGCCUUCUCCAGCACGGCGACAAAGGUUGACGUGAUGGAGGUUUUCCUGGCCACCUCGGGACAACGCACCAUGAUCCACCUGGAGCUCACCGAGCCGGUCGGCCGCGACGUCUCUGCCUUCUCCCUCUACCCGCAAGAGUGCGAGGUGCUGCUCCCACCCAAUGUCUGCUUUGAGGUCGUCUCGUGCUACAAGGCCGGCAGCGGGCUCGUGAUCGUGCAGUGCAAGCAGACGGAGAGCCUCGACGCGCUGCUCGACUUUGGCCGCAGAGGGGAUGAGCGCGACGUGAGCCGGCUGAUCGAGCUCGGAGCUGAAACGCGUGAGCGAGCAAUCGAGUUGCUUGAGCGAUACGGCUCGCUGCAAGCGGCUGCGAACGCGUUGUGCGCGGCUGCGGACACCUCCAUUCCUUCGGAGUCGUUCUUCGGAGGCUGGACGGUCCCUCAGGGAUAG
Emiliania huxleyi CCMP1516 is the source of this 1542-nucleotide messenger RNA. RefSeq lists its product as hypothetical. NCBI's taxonomy places the organism in Eukaryota, Haptophyta, Isochrysidales, Noelaerhabdaceae. Gene Ontology annotation, molecular function: NAD+-protein-arginine ADP-ribosyltransferase activity; chromatin binding. Gene Ontology annotation, cellular component: pericentric heterochromatin. Gene Ontology annotation, biological process: negative regulation of transcription by RNA polymerase II; chromatin organization. The record is from RefSeq and is a predicted model, not a curated record. The coding region runs from base 1 to 1542 and encodes 513 amino acids. The transcript has 4 exons.